Molecule: messenger RNA, 344 nt
Organism: Pelodiscus sinensis (Chinese soft-shelled turtle)
Lineage: Eukaryota; Metazoa; Chordata; Testudines; Trionychidae
Source: RefSeq, a predicted model, not a curated record
GGUGCGAGCGCCUGCCCCUGCUCUCCUUCCUCCUGCUGCCCUUCCAGCGCAUCACACGUAUCAAGAUGCUGCUUGAGAACAUCCUGCGCCGGGCAGAGGAGGGCUCGGAGCGGGAGCGCAACGCCCUGGACGCGCUGGCCUGCGUCUCCAAGAUCAUAGAGGAGUGCAACUCGGAGGUGGGGCGCAUGCGGCACACGGAGGAGCUGAUCCAGAUCGCCGGGCGCAUCGACUUUGACCGGCUCAAGGCGGUGCCCAUCAUCUCGCAGAGCCGGCGGCUGGAGAAGCAGGGGCAGCUGGCCCAGCUCAGCCGCCACGCCACACACGCCAAGGCCAACUCCGCCUGA